Messenger RNA from Pan troglodytes (chimpanzee), 1287 nucleotides. RefSeq names its product keratin, type I cytoskeletal 24. Lineage: Eukaryota; Metazoa; Chordata; Mammalia; Primates; Hominidae. Gene Ontology annotation, cellular component: cytoskeleton. Gene Ontology annotation, molecular function: structural molecule activity. Gene Ontology annotation, biological process: epithelial cell differentiation; intermediate filament organization. The record is from RefSeq and is a predicted model, not a curated record.
AUGUCUUGCUCUUCCCGUGUCUCCUCCUCCAGGGCUGGAGGCAGCAGCUUGGCCAGGCUGUCUGCUGGUGGAAGCAGCUUCAGCAGUAGAGGCAGAUGUGGUCUGGGGGGCGGCUCUGCCCGGGGCUUCCAAAGAGGAGCCGACAGCUAUGGCCUGAGUGGGGAUUCUAGCAGUGGCUUUGGAGGUAGCUUUAGUGGGGGCUUUGAUAACUGCUCUGUAGGAGGUGGUUCUAGCUUCGGCAGGCUCUCUGGAUUCUGUGGAAGUUCUGGAUUAGGCGGUGGUGCUAGUGGAGACUUGCAGUAUGGUGGUUGUAUGGGAGGUGGUGGAGGCAACAGGGGGCUUUUCUCUGGAGGGGAAAAGCAAACCAUGCAGAACCUCAAUGACGGCCUAGCCAAUUACCAAGACAAUGUCAGAGCCCUAGAAGAGGCCAACAAAAUCAAGGAGUGGUGUGACAAAUUUGGGCCUGGGUCUGGAGACGGUGGAUCUAGAAGAGAUUGCAGCAAAUACUAUCCAAUAAUUGAAGAUCUCAGGGACCAGAUCAUUGCAGCCACGAUUAAUAAUGCCAGCAUGACUUCCCCAAUUGACAAUGCUGGACUUGCAGCAGAUGACUUCAAAAUGAAGUAUGAAAACGAGCUCUAUCUAAUGCAGUCAGUUGAAACCUAUGUAAAUGGCCUGCAAAAAGUACUCAGUGAGCUGAAUGUGACCACAUGGCACCUUAAAAUACAGUCCGAAAGCCUAGCAGAAGACCUGGCAUAUCUCCAGAACAACCCCAAGGAAGAAAUGAGCACUUUGCCGAGACAGUCCAGUGGGGACGUGACUGUAGAAAUGAACUCGGCCCCAGGGGCAGAUCUAACCAAGCGGCUGAACUGCCUGAGGAAACAGUAAGAGGAACUGGCUGAGCAAAACCUUAGGGAGGCCGAGGAGUGGUUCAACAAGCAGAGUGCAUCCCUGCAGACACAGAUCUCCACGGAUGCUGAAGCAGUUAGCUCGGCCAAGAGUGAGAAAAUCGAGCUGAAACAAGUCCUCCAGUCCCUCCAGCAUGAACUGCAGUCUGUCUUGGCCAUGCAAAGCUCCCCAGAAGGAACCCUGGCUGACACAGAAGCUGGCUACGUGGCUCAGCUGUCAGAAAUUAAGAUGUAUAUCAGCAUCCUGGAGGAGCAGAUCUGCCAGAUCCUGGGCGAGACUGAAUACCAGAACACAGAGUAUGCACAACUGCAGGACAUCAAGACAUGCCUGGAGGUGGAGAUCGAGACCUACCACCGCCUGCUCGGUGGAGAGGGAGGGUGA